CGUCUGUGGGAGUGGGACCCAAAUCCCAUUCCCCUAAAUCCAGGGCUCCUACUCUCCAACGCUCCAAGCUCCAUCUAAUUUUCUAUCUCUAUCUCUCCUUUUUUUUUUCUUGUUUCUCCUACUUCCCCUCUCCAUUUCUGCAGAAGAACCAAAUUCCUAAAUCCUCGCUCCCCUCUUCGUGCUCGCAGGUUAGGUAGUUCAUGCGAAAUGCCUGCUUGGUGGGGGAAAAAAUCCACCAAGAGGAAUGCGAAAGACCCAAAAUCUCUUUCCCCAAAUUCUCCCAGUAGUUUGAAAAAUGAGAUUACAGAGAGAAGAGAGAGACCUAAGAGCUUCGGCGAGCUCUCUGGUAUGGAGGAAACCAGGAACUCAAGCAGAGCCAGUAGAGAUUUCCCUAGCGCCAGAGGUUCUUCUGGAUUCUCAGGCUUCGAUUCUCCUUCUUCCAUGGACAGAGGACAUCCGCUGCCGGAGCCGUCCGUGUCCCCUUCUUCUGUUGGAAAUGAUCACGGGGUAAGAUUUGCAUCUGGCUCUGAUUCUGGAUCUAGUGUUAGCUCUUCUGGCUCAUGUGAUGAUCAUAGCUGCAUCGCUCGUUCUCAGUUCUCCUCUUUCAGAGGGGGAAUUGGUGAUAGCCGGCAUAGUCCAGUCACACAAAGCCCUGUUCGUUCAAGGGUGCCUACAACCAGUUCUUCGCCUCUGCAUCCUCGGUCUGGAGGGGUUAAUUUGGAUACUCCAGCAGGAAGGUUGGAUGAAGGGAAGAGUGAAGGCCACCGGUUGCCUCUUCCACCCGGAUCUCCUAAUCAUCUUCUACCGGCUUCUCCUACCAGGCCUUCUACUUUGCCAAUUCCUAGAACUUGUGGUAUAGCUGAAGCCUCAACUGUUAAUCUAUCAAAAUGGAAAAAAGGAAGGCUUCUGGGAAGAGGCACAUUUGGCACGGUCUAUCUUGGAUUCAACAGUUUUGUAAGCAGAGUUCCUUUACCCAUUGUUUGGUUGGUGAUGAAUACAAAUGGCUACAGCCUUGCAGUAGAUAUAUGGAGCCUGGGCUGUACAGUUCUUGAAAUGGCCACAUCAAAGCCACCUUGGAGUCAAUAUGAAGGGGUUGCUGCAAUAUUUAAGAUUGGAAAUAGCAAAGACAUGCCUGACAUUCCUGAUCACCUGUCAACUGAAGCAAAAAGUUUUGUUAGGCUAUGCUUGCAGCGAGAUCCUUCUGCACGGCCUACAGCAUCUCAACUUCUUGAGCACCCUUUUGUUAAAGACCAAAUUCCAACAAAAGUUGCCCACAAUGUCAAUAUAAUCAAUCAAGUACAUCCGAGGAGUUUUGAUGGAAAUUGCACACCGCCGGCUCUGGAAUUUCCACCCAACGGAAGAAACACUGCUUCUCUUGAUGGAAGAGAUUAUUCAGUCAAGCCCGUGGUAACCAACUCUAGAGCCAUGACCAGUUCAGGAAGAGAGAAUGCAAAAGCUGUGACAUCAUUGCCCGUGUCACCAUGUUCAAGUCCUCUAAGACGUUAUGCACAUAGAAUCAGUUAUCUUUCUCCUCCACACCGAUCUUACCUUCAAAUUGGUGGCGAAAUAGGAAACAACCAUAAUGUUUACCCAACCUUUGAACCAAGAGCCAACAGAAGGAACAACUUACUGGAUACAUCGCUUGAGAUUCCACCCUACAGAAGAACUCAAACGCCAGGGCAACUGCAAUACCAGAUGGCUGGAUGGGGUUACAUGUUGGAAAUGAUACAGUCAAAUAUUUGGGGAAGCUUUGGAUGCCACCCAAACAAUUCUUCUCCAACUGGUCACAUCUCAUAAUUACUCCCACACUUCAACUAAUUACGGAUCAAGAUUAGCAUGUACGAAGCAUUUACGGCCAUUGCGAAGAAACUGGUACAGCUUAGUGGACAGGGAGUGACGACAAUAAUCGGAGGAUGAAUUCCCCCAAUGUUCCCUGCCCAAUUAUUUUUUUAGUGAGUUGUAAUUAGGCCCAAUAUGUUCUGAGAGGGUCAGAGUGAUGUAUACGCCCACAUGAAAAGAGUAUUGGGUAGAUAACCCGGAACUGAGGUCAAACCUUGCUUGCAUUGGAUUAUGGUUGAAGCUAGAUCAGAGAGACUGAGACAUGAUCUCCACGUGGCUGAAACCAAACCGGUCAGGUUUCAUAAUUAGUUCUACAGUUACACUAAUUACGGAUCAUGAUUACCACGUACAAACCUUGUACUAUAAACACGACAUUUGUUUCUCUGCAGUAUCAAACCCUCUUCUGAUAAGAAACGCAGCACAAAACAUUGUCUCUGUAAAUACUAUUUCUGAUCAUGCUUCUUAUAAUCACUUACUUUUCUUAAUUUUCUAUGGAUUUUACAUCCAUUAAUUGUUCGCGGCGUUGUUACUAGGCCAUUGCGACUUGCGAAGAAACUGGUAGACCUUAAGUGACAGGGAGUGACGACAAUCAUCGGAGGACGACACUAGGUUGCAGAAGUCCACAACGUUGGGCUUGCAGCAUUCACUUUCAGUUGCAUACAUGUUUCAUGUUCCACGGGUCACAAGCUAUUAAAGUUCUUCCGAUUAA
This is a messenger RNA of Cuscuta campestris, 2548 nucleotides long. NCBI's taxonomy places the organism in Eukaryota, Viridiplantae, Streptophyta, Magnoliopsida, Solanales, Convolvulaceae. The record is from the annotation of a GenBank genome assembly.